Molecule: messenger RNA, 8172 nt
Organism: Lottia gigantea (owl limpet)
Lineage: Eukaryota; Metazoa; Mollusca; Gastropoda; Lottiidae
Exons: 41
Biological process (GO): negative regulation of adenylate cyclase activity; cell communication
Cellular component (GO): membrane
Molecular function (GO): G protein-coupled receptor activity
Source: RefSeq, a predicted model, not a curated record
GAUAUAGCUCCUAUAAGAGGACAGAUAACAUUUCCUGCUAAAGUAACAACUGCUGUCAUGCAGCUUCAAGUUCGCGCUGAUAAUAUACCAGAGAACACUGAAAGUUUUACUAUCAAACUAACAAAAGUCAGUAGUGGUGCUAGAAUUGAGGGUGGUGAAAUAGAAAUUAGAAUCUUGGCUAAUGAUGCACCAAUUAGCUUUGAAAAGGGUGAAUAUAGGUAUGAAGAAGGACCAGGAAUAAAAACAGCCCAUGUGGUUCUGUUUCGUGGCAUUGUGUCUGAUAAUUCUAUACCUGUAGGUCCCAUUGACACUCAGGUUUCUGCUGACGUCAUCUUAGUUAGUGGUACUGCCAUAUUAGGACAAGAUUUUAAUGGAGAAAGUCGGAAAGUCGUGUUUCCACCAGGGGUCAUGAGAACUAAUUUCACUUUUCAAAUUUUGGACGAUUUAACUCCAGAAAUGGAGGAAACAUUUAAAAUUCAAAUCGGCAAGUUGGAGGGUGAAGUCGUGUGGGGUAAAUUAAUUGAAGUAGUGAUCAAAAUAAGUGCUAAUGACAAUCCAAAUGGAGCAAUUAGUUUUGAAUCCAUUAAUGCAGCCAAUAGUUUAACAGUUCGUGUCAACGAAGACACUUUUACCGUAGCAACAUUCCCUGUCAUUAGAAACGGUGGAACUUUUGGAGCAGUUGCUGUCGAGUGGGAGGUGGUACGAUCUGGAGAUUCUACAGUCCCAGUGCAAGAUGAUGUUGGUCCAUUGAAGGGAACGAUAACAUUUGCUGCUGGACAACGCGAUACUGAAAUAAGUUUAACAAUUGUACAAGACAUUAGUCCAGAGAUAGCAGAGAAGUUUCUGGUGCGUCUGAAACCAGAUACUGUUGUUGGUAAUGCUAAAGUUGAAGGUAUUAUACAAGCUGAACUAAUUAUAGAAGAUAGUGAUAAUGUUUAUGGGACAGUAGAGUUUGGACCUGAUAAUACUCACCUAAUACCUACUAAAUCUGGAAACCGGUAUCUACAGUUACAGUUAAAUAGAAAUGAUGGACGUGUUGAUGAUUUAUUAGUCAAUAUUACUGUUGUAUUCAAUGACGUGGACGGUCAACUCACUGCUGAUGAUAUGCUGGCAACACCAGAAAUGCAAGUUACCAUGGCAACAGAUAAAAAUCCUGUUAUUGUAGAAAUACCUCUACUGCGAACGGCUUUUCUGCAAAUUGGUGGAAACUUUGUGGCUACAUUGUCAGACAUUAGACUUCAAAAUGAAUUUGGAGCAUAUAACAGUCCUAAACUAGGUAGUAGAAAAUCUGUUACUGUGGAAAUCAAAAGUGAAGAAGCAAAUGGGAAGAUAGGAUUUUUUAACAUGACAGAUGAGAUAGUUGAGGAACCUUCUGUUGGACUUUUAGAGAUACCACUGGUAAUUAGUCGAGAAGGUAAAAGUGGUGAUGCUGUAAUCAGGUGGUCUAUCAAGGGAGUUGGUGAUUCUGUAGGCCAGGUCACCCAGGAAGAUGUUGUUGCUCUCUCAGGAUCUGUCAGCAUUCCUUCAGGUUCUAACAAUGUGGGUUUAUCAAUACAAAUACGACCAGACAAUAUCCCUGAGAAUAACGAGACAAUGGUAGUUACCUUAGACUCUGUGGAACCUGCAGCUACCCAACGUUUACAUCAGGCAACUCGCUCUAUUACUAUAACUAUACUAGAGAAUGAUAAUCCAGGGGGUGUGUUUCAAUUUGCUGGUGUAAUGAGAAAUUCUUAUUUAAUAUCGGAAGGAGAUGAAGCUAUAGAAGUAGUAGUAGAAAGAACUGGUGGUAAUUUAAUGACUAAAGAAGUUCAGUAUGUUAUAGAACCUGAUGGAGUCAAGGAAUUCUUUGGUGCCAUCAAUGUAUUGAGAUUUCAGCCUGGAGAGACGAGGAAAACUGCCACAGUUAUAGCUAAGAGUGAUAAUAUACCCGAGCUCGGAGAAACAUAUACUAUGAGAUUAUCAAGUUAUGGUGAAAGUGAGGCGACAAUUGGUGAUAAAAAUUCAGUACUAAUCACAGUAAAAGAGAAUGACCAACCCUAUGGUGUUCUACAGUUUAAAGAUAAUCCUAUGGUUAUUUAUAUCAGAGAAAGUCGUGGAUCUAAUAUAGAAAAUGCAUCUUUACCGCUUGAAAGAAUUAAAGGUAGUUUUGGUACCGUUACUGUCUCAUGGACAUUGCUGCCCUCUACAGGAGAUGAUUUACGACCAACGUUUGGUAUAGUGACAAUGCGACCUGGUGAAACUACAGCUAGUAUUGAUAUCACCUCAGUAGAUGAUGAUAUCGCGGAACAAGAUGAGACAAUCAGAGUCCAGCUGUCAACACCAACAGGGGGCGCCACAUUAGGACAACCAAACAUGGCAACUAUAAUCAUAAGAUCCAAUGAUAAUCCUGUAUAUUGUGAUGAGCCAGCAAGUCUGAUAUUUACUGUUAUACGGAGAGGAAAUCUAGCAGAAUCUGCUACAGUCCGAUACCGAACACUAGAUGGUCCUGCCAAGUCUGCUGAUGGUGAUUUUAGUCCUAUACUUGGUCAAAUUAUAACGUUUCAACCUGGACAGGCCAUGUUCAAUCUCACUGUAUCAGUUUUAGAUGAUGAUGUACCUGAAGGAAAUGAAACGUUCGUUCUUCAACUCUUUGAUCUAGGAGGUGAUCUGCUACUAACUGAUAAAUCAACAGCAACUAUAACUAUACUGGAUAAUGAUAAUGCUUAUGGUAUUUUUAAAUUUGAGUCAUCAACUGGUAGAACUAUAGAAGAAGGUAGUGAAUAUUUCUUAAAUAUUGAUAGAAGUGAAGGUCGAGAAGGAUCAGUGGAAGUGUUCUGGAGAAUUCGCUCCCUAUCUACAGGAAACAUUUUAGACAAUGGAGACCAGUUUGAACAGACACAAGGCUCGGUGAUAUUUCAAUCACAGGAACGCAGACAACAAUUAUCAAUCAAACCAUUGGCUGAUGAUAUACCAGAAACUAAUCUAGCUUAUACUGUAGAAUUAUACAAUCUUAUAGGUUAUCUAGCUAACCUUGCUCGUACAGAUACCACAGUACUAUUGAAUGUUGUUGCCAGUGAUGACCCCAAUGGUCGCUUUGCUUUUCCUUCUAAAACUCGUGAACUUCAAAUAGCAGAAGACUUUGAAGUUGGGAAAGACUCAACAACCAGGACUACUGUAACAGUAGAAAGACGUCAAGGUGUUCUGGGUAAAACUGAGGUGGUAUGGGAGAUAUAUUCUGAUUCUGUUGGUGGAACAUUCCCAGAUUUAAUAGAUCUGAUGUUUAUUGGUGACCGACCUUCUUCCAUGGUACCUAUUCCUACCAAACAACGGAAUCAAACUGGUACUCUGGUUCUUCUUUUCUCAGGCGGUGCAGGCAACUAUGUAACAGUUUCUAAAGACAAGACCCCAGAUGUAACCAAGUUUGAAAAUGGUCUGACAUUAUCAGCUUGGGUUCAACCAUUCCCUAACGCUAAUGGAUAUAUUAUAGCUAGAACUUCAGCCAGUGGUGUCCGACAAUUUUACAGUUUAAAAUUACAAUCUACAGGGUCCACUGUUAAUAUAGAUUUAACUCUUUCUACUGCUGAAUCAAACCAAGUUAUUUCUAGUAGUUCUAAUAAAAACAUUCAAGAUGGUAAAUGGCAUCACAUUCUAGUAGCUGUUUCAAAUAGUUCUAUUAUAUUUUAUCUUGAUGGUAUAUCUAUAGGCACCAGUAAAAUGGUAGGAAAUAGAAUACUAGAUAGUCCUGAAGGGGUUUUGUUGGUUGGAGCCCGAGCACCAGGGACAGAGACGUACAAUGGCUACCUACAGGAUGUCAGGUUGUUUAAACGUAAACUUGAGGAAAACGAGAUACGUGAGACAUAUGAUCUACCAGCAAGAAGGGAAGUAACUCCUGUAUCAGGUAUUCUAGUAUUUGAACAGAACGUUAAAAGUAAUACGUUUGAAGUUCGUUCAUUACAAGAUGUAGAAGAGGAAGGGAAUGAGGUGUUUUCUAUUGAUUUAGUAACGGCUAAUGGUGGCGCUACUAUCUCUGCUGAUGAUGGAAAGGCAACAUUAACAGUAUUAAAGAGUGACAAUGCUAAUGGUGAAUUCAGAUAUAAAGAUCUAUGUACACCAGCUAGUACUAAUGUAGAGAAUACAGCUAUCACCUGUUCUAUAGAGAGGCUACGAGGGGAUGAUGGGACUGUAUAUUUAACGUGGGUAGUACGUCAGGUGACCCCCACUGGUACAGUCGAUGCUGUAGAUGAUUUUGUAAAUUAUACAGGUGUGGUGACCUUUCCACCAGGCAGCAGAUUACAAACUUUUCAAUUUGAAGUUAAAGAAGACAAUAUACCAGAAGUAAGAAAGACAUUCAUGGUAAUAUUAGAGAAAGUUGUAUCAGAUGAUGGUGUGGUAGGGACGACUAAUACAAGUGGAGCUAGUAUCAGUCCCAGUGGACGUCUGUCUCAGAUUAUCAUAGAAGAAAAUGACUAUCCUUAUGGUUUAUUACAAUUUUCUGGUUCUCGUACACCCCCUGUAAAUAACGGUAGCAUGAUUCUACCCACGGAAUCAGAACCAGAGAUAAUGAUACAAGAAGAAAUAGGGGUAGCAACUCUAGUGGUAGUAAGAGCUCAGGGAACUCUGAAGAAAAUUACAGCUGAGUGGAGAACUGAGGAUGGGUCUGCUAAAAGUCAAGGGAAAUCACCUAUAGAUUUUGUGGGAGACGCCAGUGUCAUUACUUUAGAAGAAGGAGAAACCUGGACGUUUGUUAAUAUAACGAUCAAGGAUAAUGUUAUACCAGAAGAUGACAAAUAUUUCUAUGUUAAUCUGGUGAAUCCACAAGGUGGGGCUGCUAUUGGUGUAGGCGGAAGGUUAAAGGUCACAAUAAAACCAUCAGAUGGAGCGUUUGGUAUUUACAGAUUCUCUGAUUCAGCACUACAAAUUAUUGCUGAUGAAGAAGGAGAUUUGGGCUUCAAUUCAGUUUUCUUUGAGGUUGUGCGACUUGGAGGAGCGAUAGGUAACUCAACAGUGACCUGGAUAACAGAGGGUGACGUUAAUAAUGAUCUGGUUGAUAAAUCAGGGGAGAUAACUUUUGAAUCUGGUCAGAUUACGUCUAGAAUAGAAAUCAAGAUUAGAGGUGACAUCGAUCCAGAACUGGAUGAAAUAUUCAGAAUCACUUUAACUGCAACUAGUGAGGGUGAACUAGGAGAUAAAUUAAAAAGAUCUAGUUUAUUGAUAGUGAAAGCUAAUGAUGAUCCAUAUGGUGUAUUUGUUGUAGCUGAUCAAUCUAGAUCUAUCAGAGCAGAUGAGAGAAAUUCAGAUAUAACUAUUGAAGCUCAGAGACUAAAAGGAAGAUUUGGAGGUGUAUUGCUGACCUAUGCCACUCUAGUUCCAACACAAACAUAUCCAUUUUUACCAGGACCAUUAACUCGUGCUGAUGUCACUGAUUUCCGUGCUGUUACCAAGACAGUAGAAUUCUUACCAAAAGAAGAAUUUAAGAAUUUUACUGUGACUAUAUUUGAUGAUAGUAUCCCUGAAGAAGAUGAAUCUGUAUUUGUUAGGCUGAUAGCAGUUAAUGUUACACAAGUUGCUCAAGUCUCAUUUAUUGCUAAAUCUCCAAGACUUGGUGAAAACUUCCAGACCUAUUCUCAGAUUAUAAUCAACAGUAAUGAUGAUGCUGGUGGUGUUUUAGAGUUAUACCCCCUAGCUGUAAAUGUUACAGAGGGGUCACAACCAGAGCUUAGCCUUAGACGUUUAGGUGGACUGUUUGGAGAGGUUACAGUACUCUUCCGAGCUAUACAAGAUUCAGCUACCUCGAAAGUAGACUAUGAAGUCCUACGAACUGAAGUGAUCCUGAAUUCUGGUGAAGCCAGUAAGAAGUUACCCAUUGAAAUAUUGGAUGACAGAAUUCCAGAACUGAUGGAAUCAUUUACUGUUGAGUUAAUUUCUGUAAGUUCUGGUGGUGCCACGCUAGGAACUAAUAAACAGGCUGUUGUCAACAUACUACCAUCAGAUGAUCCUUACGGCUUAUUUAGAUUUGCAAUGCCCAGUCAGAGUGUAGAGGAACCAGAGAAUGGUAUAGCCUAUACUAUAGAUAUACGGGUUGAACGACUGGGUGGUAGUAUGGGCAUUGUUAAUUUAGAAUGGAUGUCAGACCUGAAUGGUGAAGAAGCCGUACAGGAUAUACAACCUUCAUCAGGAACAUUACGAUUUGUUAGUGGAGAAUCUAAUUUGAAAAUAUCUCUACAAAUUCUACCAGAUGAUAUACCUGAAGGACAAGAGGAUAUAAGAUUAAGUAUCAAGUUAAAGUCAGCUGAAGGAAGAAUAGACACACAGAAUACAUUCACCCUGACAAUAGCUCCAAAUGAUAAUCCUCAUGGUUUUAUACAGCUAUAUACCAAUGAAUAUAGAGUUAAAGAGAAAACAGAUGAGGUUGUUCGUGUUCAAAGAAGUGGAGGUACAUACGGCAGUCUAAAAGUCUUCUACACAGUUAGUGAAAUAGAUCUGGUAUCCGAGGCUAUACGACGUGGCGAGGCUGUGAUUGGUUACUAUGACAGUGGUACUAGUGGUAAACGUGCUGAUACAGGAAAUCAAGUUAAUAUCACUUCCUCAACUGAUUCUCUACUGUCCUGUGCCUCUGUCUGUUUAAGUAUUGAAGCAUGUUUAAGUUUCCAGUUUUCAAGGGCAAGUAACUCUACCUGUCACUGGUUUACAACUGAAACCAAUAAAUUGACUAUAAUACCGGAUUCUGAUUCUACUAUUUAUGAUAAAAACAGUGAGAGGUAUGAAAUGCUACAAGCAGCAAAAGCCAGAGCAGAUGUGGACUUUGGACUGGUCACAGAAAAUUCCAUCAUCAUUGGAGACGGUGAAACAUCAGGGGCAAUAAAUUUGAGUAUCAUUAAUGACAACUUGCCAGAAUUGGACGAGAAAUUUGAACUGAAGCUGACUAAAGUCGAAGUAGCUGACGAAAAGUUCAAAACGAAGGAGGAUCCCAAGUUAGGCGAGAUCAAGUCAGCCCUGGUGGUGAUUGAGUCUAAUGAUAAUGCUAAUGGAGUGUUUAAUAUCUAUGGAACUCCUGCUAGUCUUGGUCGAACUGUGGAAGUAGAGGAAAUUGAUAAAUAUGCUGUAGAUUUGGUUGUUGAAAGACAAGGUGGUAAUAUUGGUGAUGUAAACAUACAAUGGUCAGUAGAUACUGGUAACGCCACCUAUGGUAAAGAUUAUAUUGCGGACGGGGCUAUACUUAGUUUCGCUAAUGGAGUUACUCGUAGAGUAAUAACAGUAACUAUAUUAGAUGAUACUAUACCAGAAGACCGAGAGGAGUUUAUGAUUUAUCUAACUAACGUAGACGGUGUAGCAGAACUCGGUACCGAGACCAAUAUAUCAAUAGUUAUAUUAGAGAAUGACUAUGUCGCAGGUCUACUGGCUUUAGAGUCUACUUCUGUACUAGCUUCUGAAGGUGAUAAAUUACCAGUGAAUGUAACACGAACUCCACCAGCUCAUGGUACAGUCAAGGUGGAUUGGUCUAUUAAAGGAAAGGGAGGCCUAAAACCUGAUCUUGGAUUUAAAACAUCGUUUGGUUCUCUUAUAUUUCAACCUGGUGAAACAGCAAAGAGACUAGAACUAGAAGUAUUAAAGGAUGAAACACCAGAAAUUAAUGAAGAAUAUGAACUACAGUUAAUUAGUGUUCAAACACAAGGUGUUGGUAAGACAGGAGCAGCGUCAAUAGAUCCUCAGUUUAAAACAGCUUUAAUCACCAUACAAGGUAGUGAUAACCCCCAUGGUAUAAUACAAAUAGCGUCUGCAUCAUUAACUGUUAGAAUUGAAGAAGAUAUUGGACAGGUUCGAAUCAAUAUUGACAGAAAGUUUGGAGCUAUAGGUGUGGUGAGGGUCAACUACGAAGUUCUCAGUGGGUCCAUAGCUUCAAGUAAUACAGCAUUAAGUGCUGCCACUGUUAAUGAUGACUUCCGUUCGACAACCAGUUUUAUUGACAUUGCUGAUAAAGUCACCAGUGGCCAGAUUGUAGUAGACAUUAUAAAUGAUGAGAGACCAGAAAUAGAUGAAGUAUUUAAAAUAAAGUUAUUAUCUGUAGCUCUAGUUGGGUCGUUAAAUUCCGAUCCCCCUCGUUUAGCCAGUAAUAAUACAGAAGCUGAAGUUAUAAUCAAUGCCAAUGAUGGAGCUAAAGGAAUUAUUGUGUUUGCUUCAGACUCCAGAAGGUAA